GCUUUUUAUAGUUUUACAUCUUGUAGAGCUCUUGUAGUAUCAUAGUGCUCUUCUUACUUAAGAUGGGACAUCUACGACAGCUAGAAGAAGUAAUGCAUUGAUCAUAGAAGAGGCCAGUUGGUCUACAUGUCCUCUUGCACCAAACCCAAGGCCUGCACUUUCCAUUUGUAUUAUUUCUGAUGUAACCAUAUUGCAGCUACAGCUUUUAAUGGCUAAAGCAAUUUGGUUGUUGUAGUAGUUAGCUCUGCAUUCAGGGAUUUAGGUGUGUGUUAUUGUCGGUAGCUAUCAAUAAUCUUGUGGGGUUAUUUUAGCAAAGUUUUGUUUUGACUUUACCAUGACCUAGUGUUGUCGAACUUAAUGUUGUACUGUCUUGCUUGAGUACAUGGUACAGUGGCUUGCACUCAAUUGAUAGCUUCAAAUUUGUUGGCCAACCAUUUAUUAGUCACUCCAACCUAUCAUAUUGCUUGUGGGCCUGACUUUCUAUCGUUUCUCUUUCGUAGUUAAAUGCGUCUUCAGAUUUACGAGAAAAUCACGUGUAAUCUCUGGCCUGAGUUUAGUUUACUUUCUCGCCUUAGAUCUUUUAAAAAAUUGUAAAUGAUUUGAAUCAAAUUGCUUGAAAGUGGUUUGGUGGUUUUCAGCUUUAAGUUUGAUCAGCUUCAGGUUUGGAUGGUGUCAUCUUCAGGUUACAGUAAAUGAAGUUCCAAGUGGGAGUUUCCCUUGCUUGUUUUAUAAGUUUGAUUUCGAUUCAGCAAAGUCUCAGUGAUGGUGUAUCCAAUACUUCUGGUGUAACAGAUUGGACAUGUAGAUGUUCUGUUUCGUUUCAAGGAAACCGGAGCUACACUCUAGAAUCUAACUGUUCAGCAUCCUGUAAUUGCAGUCAGGAUGAUGGAAGUAAUAGCAAAUGGACAUGUAUAUGUGAUGCCAAUGGCCUUCCUAAAGUGGCAGCUGAUGGUCAUGAUACUAGUUGCUUUACAGCCUGCAACUGCACUUCUGGAUCUCUUGAUGUAGCACAAUCUUCGAAAAAGCGCUCUUCAAGCAAAGUUGUUGUGAUUGUUCUUUUACUAUGUGUCAUACUUACAACUUUCGCUUUUCUUGCCUCGGUGGCAUGCUACUUCUAUCGAAGGGACAAGUGCACUGUUCACCCACCAAUAUUUUCAUCAGAUAAGGAAACGAGUUGCAACAGUGGUACCGACUUAAUUAGCCAUAGGAGUUCCUCAAUGGUUGAGACCAAAAUUUAUAUAAAUUCCCCCAUCAAUCAAGGCAUAGGGUGCUUUACCUCUUGCUUAUUUGGAAGCAAAACAGGACCUUCACCUGGAGCAAUUAUUCAAUUUUCAUAUUUGGAGCUGGAAAAUGCAACCAAUAAGUUUUCGGAUUCCAAUCUAAUAGGACUUGGAGGAAGUAGUUAUGUUUAUCGCGGUCAACUCAAAGAUGGAAGUAUUCUGGCGGUUAAGCGCCUCAAGACUCAGAAAGGGCCUGAUAUGGAUUCUGUCUUUUUAACUGAGAUUGAACUGUUAUCCAGACUUCAUCAUUGUCAUGUGGUACCUUUGCUUGGCUACUGCUUCGAAACCCAUGGAAAACAUACUGAGAGGUUAUUGGUAUUUGAGUACAUGAAUAAUGGUAAUCUGAGAGAUUGUUUGGAUGGGUCUGAAGGGAAAAACAUGGAUUGGAAUACUCGAGUACAAAUUGCCAUUGGAGCUGCAAGGGGUCUGGAAUAUCUCCAUGAUGCAGCUGCUCCAAGAAUACUGCAUAGAGAUGUCAAAUCCACAAACAUUCUUCUGGAUGAAAAUUGGCAAGCAAAAAUAACUGAUCUUGGUAUGGCGAAACGCUUAAAAGCUGAUGGUCUCCCUAGUGCAUCUAGUUCUCCGGCAAGAAUGCAAGGUACAUUUGGUUAUUUUGCACCGGAGUAUGCAAUUGUUGGAAAAGCAUCUCUCAAGUCAGACGUUUUCAGUUUUGGGGUAGUUCUUCUUGAGCUUAUCACUGGCAGGAAGCCCAUUCACAGAUCAACCAACAAGCUAGAAGAAAGCCUUGUCAUAUGGGCUACCCCUCGUUUACAGGAUAGUAAGCGAGUAAUAGCAGAGUUGCCUGAUCCUGAUUUGAAUGGGAACUACCCAGAAGAAGAUAUGCACAUAAUGGCUUACUUAGCAAAGGAAUGCCUACUCUUAGACCCUGAUUCUAGACCAACUAUGAGUGAGGUUGUCCAAAUCCUUUCUACUAUUGCACCAGAGAGAUCUAAAAGGAGAGGCAUGCCUGUAAAUUUGUUUCAGCACAUGGGUCUUAAAGAAGCUGUGGAGCUAAGGCAAGACAAAUCCGGAAAAUGUUCACUUCGGUGUUCACUGCCACUAGAUAUUGACCGCAACCUCGGUGUUGAAAGAAGUGAAGAUACCGCUUCAGAUAAAUAUAUGGAAAGAUUGAUCCUCUUGACUUCAAACGCUAGGAGUUGGCGUGCCUCUGAUGAUGAAACAGUGGACUUGACUGAGCCCAGGUUCGAGUCAUUUUCCAUAGCAAAUACUAAACCUCUAUGACACCAAGAAAAAUGGAAGAGAACUAAAAGAUGGGUGAAGCAAUAGGUUUGUUUCUGAUGACACCAAAAAUGGAAGAGAACUAAAAGAUGGGUGAAGCAAUAGGUUUGUUUCUGAUGCUUUGCAGUAGGUUUGUCAAAGAAAUGAGGAAUAAAGAUAUUUCCGAAGACUUGUUCCUCUAUAUAUCUUUCGUUCUUUGGAAAAGAAAAGGGAAGAAAAUGAUAGGCUACUGUGUCAGUUCAUUAUAUAGUUACCUUUGUUGUUUGAUAUUCUUUAGAUAAUAUGCUGAUGAGUUGGGCAUAUUCUUUUCUUGUACAGAAGAAGUCAUAGAAAAACUCAAAAUACGUUAGGAGAUGAACCGAUGGUUGUAACUCAGUCAUGAGCAAAAAAAAAAGACAGAAAAAAUAGCAUUGAAAGGAUAAUUAUUGAGUUUUGUGCUUCAUUGUAAUCAGCAGUUGAGUAUACUUGGUAUAAGAAAACUUUGUUCAGAUGAGUUGA
This is a messenger RNA of Rosa chinensis, 3017 nucleotides long. Its product is annotated as receptor-like serine/threonine-protein kinase NCRK. Bases 693 to 2522 code for a protein of 609 amino acids. Gene Ontology annotation, biological process: protein phosphorylation. The transcript is spliced from 10 exons. Gene Ontology annotation, molecular function: ATP binding; protein kinase activity. The record is from RefSeq and is a predicted model, not a curated record. NCBI's taxonomy places the organism in Eukaryota, Viridiplantae, Streptophyta, Magnoliopsida, Rosales, Rosaceae.